GCGGGGCGAGACGGGGCGGGACGGGGCGGGCGGCCGCGGGGCCGUGGCCAGACUAAGGCCAGAGGCGGGACCAGCCGCCGCCGUCUCCGUCUCGGUGUCCCGUCCCCCACAGCGCCAGGCAGCUGCCGCGGGAGAAGCGGAAACUGCCGGGUGCGCCGCGCUGACCGAGAGCGCGCCGAGGAGCAGCGGGGCGGCCUCUGUCCGGCCCAGACCCGCCGAGCGGAGCCCAGCGCCCCCUCCCCCGAAGCCCACAGCCCCGCGCCCCGCCCCGGCCCCGCCCGACCUCGCCGAGCGCCCCCGGACCGGCCCCCGCGGCCCCUACGCUCCCACCUGAACCAGUCGGCGCCCACCUGAGCCCGUAAGCCGGCGCCAUGGCGGAGCAGGAGAGCCUGGAGUUCGGCAAGGCGGACUUCGUGCUGAUGGACACUGUCUCCAUGCCCGAGUUCAUGGCCAACCUACGACUCAGAUUUGAAAAGGGGCGUAUCUACACAUUCAUCGGAGAAGUGGUUGUUUCUGUGAAUCCAUACCGGUUACUGAACAUCUAUGGGAGGGAGACGAUCGAGCAGUACAAGGGACGUGAGCUGUACGAGAGGCCGCCUCAUCUUUUUGCUGUUGCCGAUGCUGCCUACAAGGCCAUGAAGAGGCGAUCAAAAGACACUUGCAUUGUGAUAUCAGGUGAGAGUGGAGCUGGCAAAACAGAAGCCAGUAAAUACAUCAUGCAGUACAUCGCGGCCAUCACCAACCCCAGCCAGAGAGCCGAGAUCGAAAGAGUGAAGAAUAUGUUACUUAAGUCCAACUGUGUCUUGGAAGCUUUUGGAAAUGCCAAAACCAACCGUAAUGACAACUCAAGCAGGUUCGGAAAAUACAUGGAUAUCAACUUUGAUUUCAAGGGGGACCCCAUUGGUGGACAUAUCAAUAACUACUUAUUGGAGAAGUCUCGAGUGAUUGUGCAACAGCCAGGAGAAAGAAGCUUUCAUUCUUUCUAUCAGCUACUCCAGGGGGGUUCAGAACAGAUACUACGCUCUCUACAUCUGCAGAAAUCCCUUUCUGCCUACAACUAUAUCCAUGUAGGAGCUCAAUUAAAGUCUUCUAUCAAUGAUGCUGCAGAAUUCAAAGUCGUAGCUGAUGCCAUGAAAGUAAUUGGCUUCAAACCUGAGGAGAUUCAGACAGUGUAUAAAAUUUUGGCUACUAUUCUUCACUUGGGAAAUUUAAAAUUUGUGGUGGACGGUGACACACCUCUUAUUGAAAAUGGCAAGGUUGUGUCCAUCAUCGCAGAGUUGCUGUCCACCAAGACGGACAUGGUGGAGAAAGCCCUUCUCUACCGGACUGUGGCGACAGGGCGUGACAUCAUCGACAAGCAGCACACGGAACAGGAAGCUAGCUACGGCAGGGACGCCUUCGCUAAGGCAAUAUAUGAGCGCCUCUUUUGUUGGAUCGUGACUCGCAUCAAUGAUAUCAUUGAGGUCAAGAACUAUGACACCACGGUCCAUGGGAAAAACACUGUCAUCGGUGUCUUGGAUAUCUAUGGCUUUGAGAUCUUUGACAACAACAGCUUUGAGCAGUUCUGCAUCAAUUACUGCAAUGAGAAACUGCAGCAACUAUUUAUUCAGCUGGUUCUGAAGCAAGAGCAGGAGGAAUACCAGCGGGAAGGGAUCCCCUGGAAGCACAUUGAUUACUUCAACAAUCAGAUCAUCGUGGACCUUGUGGAGCAGCAGCACAAAGGGAUCAUUGCGAUCCUUGAUGACGCCUGUAUGAACGUCGGCAAGGUCACCGACGAAAUGUUCCUCGAAGCGCUUAACAGUAAAUUGGGCAAACACGGGCAUUUUUCCAGCCGAAAGCUCUGUGCCUCAGACAAAAUACUGGAGUUUGAUCGCGAUUUCCGAAUUCGACAUUAUGCAGGUGAUGUAGUCUAUUCUGUCAUUGGUUUUAUUGACAAAAAUAAAGACACUUUAUUUCAAGAUUUCAAGCGCCUCAUGUAUAACAGUUCAAACCCUGUGCUGAAGAACAUGUGGCCCGAAGGCAAACUGAGCAUUACAGAGGUGACCAAGAGGCCUCUGACCGCCGCCACCUUAUUUAAGAAUUCUAUGAUUGCUUUAGUAGACAACCUUGCAUCAAAGGAACCAUAUUAUGUACGUUGCAUCAAACCCAAUGACAAGAAAUCCCCACAGAUAUUUGAUGAUGAACGCUGCCGGCAUCAAGUCGAGUAUCUUGGACUACUGGAAAACGUGAGGGUGCGACGGGCAGGAUUUGCCUUCCGCCAGACAUACGAGAAAUUUCUUCACAGGUAUAAGAUGAUCUCAGAAUUCACCUGGCCCAACCAUGACCUCCCUUCAGACAAAGAAGCUGUCAAGAAAUUGAUUGAACAAUGUGGUUUUCAGGACGAUGUAGCUUAUGGAAGGACCAAAAUUUUCAUUCGCACACCCCGAACAUUGUUUACCUUGGAAGAGCUCCGGGCCCAGAUGCUCGUAAGGAUUGUCCUCUUUCUGCAAAAGGUGUGGCGGGGCACGCUGGCCCGCAUGCGGUACAAGAGGACCAAGGCAGCUCUGACAAUUAUCAGAUCCUACCGGCACUACAAAGUGAAGUCCUACAUCCGCGAGGUGGCCAGACGCUUCCACGGCGCCAAGGCCAUGAAAGACUACGGGAAGCACGUGAAGUGGCCGACCCCUCCUAAAGUUCUUCGCCGUUUCGAGGAGCUUCUGCAAGCAAUUUUUAAUAGGUGGAGAGCAUCUCAGCUCAUCAAAAGCAUACCUGCGUCAGACCUGCCCCAGGUCAGGGCGAAGGUUGCGGCCAUGGAAAUGUUGAAGGGUCAAAGGGCUGACCUUGGGCUCCAAAGGGCCUGGGAGGGCAACUACCUUGCUUCGAAGCCAGAUACACCUCAGACCUCAGGCACCUUUGUCCCCGUUGCAAAUGAACUGAAACGGAAGGACAAAUACAUGAACGUCCUCUUUUCCUGUCAUGUCCGCAAGGUCAAUCGAUUUAGUAAGGUAGAAGACCGGGCAAUUUUUGUCACUGAUCGUCACCUGUAUAAAAUGGACCCCACCAAGCAGUACAAGGUGAUGAAGACUAUUCCUCUCUACAAUUUGACCGGUCUGAGCGUCUCCAACGGGAAGGACCAGCUGGUCGUGUUCCACACCAAAGACAACAAAGACCUCGUGGUCUGCCUCUUCAGCAAGCAGCCCACCCACGAGAACCGGAUUGGAGAGCUUGUUGGAGUCCUGGUGAAUCAUUUCAAGAGUGAGAAGCGCCACCUGCAAGUCAACGUCACCAACCCCGUGCAGUGCAGCCUCCACGGGAAGAAGUGCACCGUUUCCGUGGAGACGCGGCUCAACCAGCCACAGCCCGACUUCACCAAGAACAGCUCCGGCUUCAUCCUCAGCGUGCCCGGGAACUGACCCUCACCCGGGGCCCACCACUUAGCCUCACGGGUCCUGGUCUAAUUGCUGACCCCUGCUACUGCCCGCUAGAAAUCAGCUCGCAAGGCUCCUGCCCGGGGAGGGGCCCUCGCAGCCUUCUCUCAGGCCCCUCCCCCGAGGUCUUCUUCCUGGCUUUCUGUCCCCAGUCUCCAUCUUCCCCUGUCCCAACCACCCACGGUCCCCAGUCAACAAACCAAAGACCCCAACGACCUGUCCCAGAGCCCUGGGCUGACGUCCAGACCACAUCGCACCUCAGAGGCAACUUGCUGGAGCCUUCCGUGGGUGAAGGCCUCCCCGGAUUGGCCGGGUCACGUCCGUGUGCCUUGACCCAGUGACCAGCUGCUGACCCUGUGGGGGCGGGAGGAGGGUGCCCAGGGCACAGUCUUCCCAACCAAAGACACGCCCCUCCAGGGAAGUGGGUGGAGAUGAGCUGGGAAGGUCGCCCCACUCUCUCCAGGAGCCCAUCCUGCCACUCCUCAUCCCCACGGUGACCACAGCCCCCGUGACCUGGCCCAGGGGGCUUCUCAGCCCCUCAGUGGACCUCGUGUCCCCAGCAGCCAGCCAAAGUCGCCAGGUGAGCAGGUUCACCUGCAGGACCAGCCCCUCAGCCCAGGACCAGCUGCUGGCAGAACCACGGCCCCCGGGCUGCCUCUCUGGGAGGGGGCAGCGGGGCUGCUCCCACGGGCGUCUCCCUGUUGCAGUUUGCAAGGUUGCUGAUCAGAUACAGUGUCCUCCGUGCCCGCCCACAUUCGUGUCGGGAACACUGAUGAGAAUAUGGAGUUGCGGGGGACGUGCGUUUGGAAGUCUCCCCUCCUGACACGCUCCGCACUCGCGUGGAGAGCUACAACCGGGUCAGGAGCACACAGGAACCUUGGGAAGUGGAGAGCGGCCAACAGCAUAUGGGGUCCUGGCACUGCAGGCCAGGCCAGGGUGCCCCCCCCCAACCCCCGCAGCCGGGCACGCAGACUUCACGCCAGCAGAGCAGCGCCGUCUGGCCAGUCUCUGCUCAGCACACGCCUUCAGAUGCCUCCCUGUGACCACCCUCCCCCGCGUGUCUCAGCUGAAGGGGACACGUGAACCUCGGGGCUGCCCCAGCCUCCCCACCAGGAGCCGGGAAAGAAGUGAUUCGGGGCCCCUUGUGUGGCGGAGGGGCUGAGGGGGAGCCCAGCAGGGUGUAAAAGGGACGUGCCGACAAUUUCUUCACGUCCUGCCACACGGGCUGCCCCCGGGUCCCUCUCCCCUCUCUGCACACACUCGUCCUGUCACGCUGACCCCACAAAACACGCCGCGCGCCUGAGUGCAGCCUCCUGUGCCUCGCCCACUGCCUGGCGUGGCCCCCUGGCUGACCCCAGGUGGGCCCAGCGGUAGGGGUCUCGUCUGCACCCCCCGCCCCCUAGGGCUGGCGAACGUGCGUGCUGCAUGCCAUUGGCAGUGAGGAGCCCUGCUGGCACCCCGUCCCGGGAAACCCGCUCGCGCUCAGUGCCGGGUCCGCUGCCCGCACAGCACAGCGGCGCCACCAGCCCGGGUCAGUGACGCUCAUAGUUUUGCCAAGCACCUUGAUACUAGGUAAACCUUCGUAACUGGAACCUUGCCUCUCCACUCUACAUUUCCCCAAAACUUGUUGCUUCAUACUAGACACACGCACAUGUAUGUUUUAGACACCCCAAAAUAGAACAUGCCAAAUGACUGCCUUCCAGGGGCUAGGGAAGAAGAGGAGGAGGAGGGUUUGGGGGUCCUUCCUCCCGCGUUCAACAUUGCCUGUGGUCCCCGGCUGAGGGCGGUAGGGCCACCAGCUGUCACAAGCACGUCUUCAUGACGUCCUAAGGGAAGUCAGGGUGGCAACUGAAGGAGGGUCAGGGACCUGGGGCGGGGCCAGGACGACGCUGCCAGGGUGCCGAGGGGAAAGCAGGACACAGCCUGUGCGCAAUGAAGUGUUUCUCUUGAUUUAAUUAAAUGCAGUUUAUGGUUUGGUGCAUAGAUUCCUAUUUUCCAUUAAAUUAACUAUUUCUAAAGCAUAUUUUGAUUUACCAUCAAGAGCAAUAAAGCAUUAAAUCUUA
Molecule: messenger RNA, 5470 nt
Organism: Phyllostomus discolor (pale spear-nosed bat)
Lineage: Eukaryota; Metazoa; Chordata; Mammalia; Chiroptera; Phyllostomidae
Gene: MYO1D
Product: myosin ID
Exons: 22
Coding region: 372-3392 (1006 amino acids)
Biological process (GO): vesicle transport along actin filament; actin filament organization
Cellular component (GO): plasma membrane; microvillus; actin cytoskeleton
Molecular function (GO): actin filament binding; ATP binding; microfilament motor activity
Source: RefSeq, a predicted model, not a curated record